Messenger RNA from Thamnophis sirtalis, 2647 nucleotides. The record is from RefSeq and is a predicted model, not a curated record. NCBI's taxonomy places the organism in Eukaryota, Metazoa, Chordata, Lepidosauria, Squamata, Natricidae.
GAAGGAAUUCUUGUAAAUCGGAGUUAAAGUUUAAAAAUACUUGCGAUUGUGGAAUUCUCCAGUAUUUGCAUUGCCUGCUUCUUAUUCAAAUGUAGAUCAAAACAUUAAUUGCAGGUGUGGACGUGGCUCCUUGUUCUGCAAAAAACAGAUGCAUCCCGAGAGCGGAGUGUGUCGAGCUACAGGGGGGCUCACACCUUUCAAGCCCCAGAAAUUGCUCCUGGGGGCUUAAGGGAACUCUACCCACGCUCUCCUCCCCCUCUUUUCCCGAGGGGAGAGUUUUCAGGCUGUCAGACAGUUGAUGUACGCUGUUCUGGCAGCUAAACGCAAUCUCGGGGCUGGAACAUCCUAGAGAGAUGUCCGUCAGAGCUUACGUUGCCACCAGAAGCCCAUGGUCAGAGAAAACAACCCACUUGAACUGAUCAGAUAGUUAACAUUUUCAGUCAGAGGUUUGGAAGAUUCUGUUAAUGUUACAGUAAAGCAGAUUUAGUUCAUCUAAUCAUGUUCCUUUUGGGAUUACUGACAAUAAUUACCUAUCCUUGAGAAAGAAUCAGCACUGAGAUAUGAAUUGUUUCAAAUAUUAGAUGUUGACAAAAUAAACAUUAAAUCUGUAUUUUAUUAUAUAUCUAAUAAUAUGUUUACAUCAGCAGUCUUCAAAACAGACAGGAGCAUCAGCAGCUUAUCCUUUGACAUCCCCUCCCACAUCCUAUCACAACACUGUUACUCCUUCACCUUCAAUGAUGCUCACCCAGUCACCAGGAACUUUACAUGCUUCAAAUUCUCCGAGUGGAGCAUUAAGAGCACCAUCACCAGCAUCAUUUGGCCCAACUCCUUCUCCUUCAUCACUUGGAAUCACAAUGGGACAAAAUGCAAACUUUGCCAGCCCCCACGGCACAAUAGAUCCUAGUUCACCAUACACAAUGAUGUCACCCAGUCAACGUGCCGGGAAUUGGCCAGGUUCACCUCAGGUUUCUGGUCCCUCUACAGCAACACGUAUGCCUGGAAUGUCACCAGCCAAUCCUUCCUUACAUUCUCCAAUACCAGAUGCAUCUCAUUCACCACGAGCAGGAACAAGUUCUCAAGCAGUGCCAACCAAUAUGCCUCCACCACGUAAACUACCUCACCGUUCCUGGGCUGCAUCCAUACCAACAAUUCUCACUCACAGUGCCUUGAAUGUUUUAUUGCUGCCCUCACCAACCCCUGGUCUCAUGCCAGGACUUGCAGGAAGUUAUCUUUGUUCACCACUUGAACGUUUUCUUGGAUCGGUUAUUAUGAGGAGGCAUCUCCAAAGGAUUAUUCAGCAGGAAACGUUGCAGCUUAUCAAUUCCAAUGAACCUGGAGUGAUCAUGUUCAAAACAGAUGCUCUGAAGUGUAGAGUUGCCCUUAAUCCCAAAACUAACCAGACCUUGCAACUAAAAGUAGCACCUGAAACUGCAGGCCAGUGGAAGCAAGAAGAAUUGCAAGUUUUGGAGAAAUUUUUUGAAACCAGGGUUGCAGGGCCACCAUUCAAAGCCAAUACUUUAAUAGCCUUUACCAAGCUAUUGGGAGCCCCUACACAUAUUCUUCGGGAUUGUGUACACAUCAUGAAACUAGAACUGUUUCCUGAUCAGGCAAGCCAGCUGAAAUGGAAUGUACAGUUUUGUUUGACAAUUCCUCCAAGUGCUCCACCAAUUGCACCUCCAGGAACACCUGCAGUUGUGCUGAAAUCGAAAAUGUUGUUCUUUCUUCAGCUAACACAAAAAUCUGCAGUUCCACAGGAAGCCAUGAGCAUAAUCGUUCCAAUCAUUUAUGACAUGGCUUCAGGUACUACACAGCAGGCAGAUAUUCCCCGGCAGCAGAACUCUUCAGUUGCUGCUCCCAUGAUGGUUAGCAAUAUUCUAAAGAGGUUUGCAGAACUGAAUUCACCACGGCCAGGUGAGUGUACAAUCUUUGCAGCUGUUCGUGAUUUAAUGGCUAACCUUACAUUGCCCCCUGGUGGGCGCCCAUAGGCUUUUAUACAAAGGGUAAAAAUGAGAUGAAAUGGAAAAACUCUGAAAUAAAGCCUUUGGUUACUUAGAAUGGAAGAGACAUUUUCACGUGUCACAAUUUUAAAAGAGCUGAUACAAUGGAUUGGCCUACUUUCAGGGAUGCACUUUCAUCAGUUGUUUUUUUUCUUGGUACAGCACUCUUAAAAUGUUUUACAUUUCAGACUCAUAAUAAAUUUAUGUAUCCUCUUGCAAGUAAAGAGUUAAUAUUCUGUUUUAUACUUCAAAGAUUAUGAAAAUGCCAAAUUUGUUUAUUUAAAUUUUUUUUCUGAUGUCUUGGUGUAAGUCUUUUUUUAAAGCAGAGCUGUCAUUUUUUGAAUACUGUAAAACUAUGAAAAACUUUAUAUUGAAACUGUAUUUUAAUAUUACUGCUUUGGAAUGUUAAAAAUGGACUUGUUAUAAACAUGUCCGCAAAAGCAAUAUUUAAUAAACUAGAUUUUUAAAAAUAAAGUUAAAGUUACUUUUAAAAUGUACAUUUAUAUAGGAAAAAAACCUGGAUGGCUGUUUUUUUCCUCAACUUUAUUGGUUCUCAGACAGUACCUUGCUUUCAGCUACCUUGAGUUCUAGUAGUGGACCUUCUGCCGAGCUUUUUAAAUUUAUGCAUUAAAUGAUGAAUUUGAAACAGG